Messenger RNA from Camellia sinensis, 525 nucleotides. The record is from RefSeq and is a predicted model, not a curated record. Lineage: Eukaryota; Viridiplantae; Streptophyta; Magnoliopsida; Ericales; Theaceae.
AUGCAAAGCACUAAGAGCUAUAAAGCACCGAAAUCUAUUAAAAAUUUAAGUGUUUGUUCUAGUGUGGAUUUCCAUGGUAAUGAAUUCAAAGCUUUGGUGUAUGAAUUUAUGGCCAAUGGAAACUUAUGCAAAUGCUUACAUCAAGUUGGAGUGGGAGACCACAGACAGCUAGAAGAACCCAGAAAUUUUAAACUACUCAAGAGACUGGACAUUUCGGUUGAUGUCACUUCUGCACUUGAGUGCCUUCAUUGUGGUUGUGAGUCGACAAUUAUUCAUGGUCAUUUGAAACCAAGUAAUGUUCUUUUGGAUGAUGGGAUGACGGCUCAUAUUGGAGAUUUCGGGUUAGCAAAAAUUAUUUCUACCAUUUCAAAGUAUGGCAUGGGUGACAUGACUUCCACACUAGGGGAUGUAUAUAGCUUUGGGAUUCUUUUACUGGAGAUGUUUACAGGUAAAAAACCAACUGACGAUAUGUUUAAGAAUCAUCUAAAUCUUCAUAACUUUGUUAAGAAUGCUUUUCCUGAUUGA